AUGCUGGCUUUUUGGUUUUUAGUUAUUGUGGUUUCCUUUUCAAAUGCUUUUUUGGUUACAUCGGUAAACGCCAAAGAUGCUUGGUAUGCUCCUGGAUGCCACAAAGUAGGUCAUACGAGAAAGAUCAGCAUCCCCAACUGUGUGGAAUUCUACAUGACAACCAACGCAUGCAGGGGCUACUGCGAAAGCUGGGCCGUACCAUCUAGCCCCAAAACCACCCCCAGCCAACCCGUUACCUCUAUCGGACAGUGUUGCAACAUCAUGGAAACCGAACCUGCGGAAGUCAAAGUUUUAUGCGUAGACGGAAUUCGGACUCUGACCUUUAAAUCCGCCGUUACUUGCUCAUGUUACCACUGCAAAAAGGAUUAG
Molecule: messenger RNA, 369 nt
Organism: Anoplophora glabripennis (Asian longhorned beetle)
Lineage: Eukaryota; Metazoa; Arthropoda; Insecta; Coleoptera; Cerambycidae
Gene: Gpa2
Product: thyrostimulin alpha-2 subunit
Exons: 2
Coding region: 1-369 (122 amino acids)
Biological process (GO): cell surface receptor signaling pathway
Molecular function (GO): hormone receptor binding
Source: RefSeq, a predicted model, not a curated record